Messenger RNA from Penicillium canescens, 252 nucleotides. RefSeq lists its product as uncharacterized. The record is from RefSeq and is a predicted model, not a curated record. The transcript has 4 exons. Lineage: Eukaryota; Fungi; Ascomycota; Eurotiomycetes; Eurotiales; Aspergillaceae. The coding region runs from base 1 to 252 and encodes 83 amino acids.
AUGGCGUGGAGUACUCUGUUGUUCCGAGGCUUGGAGGUCUGGCUCACUGCUCGACUCCUCCGAAGCCCCAUAUUCCAUCGCAUGGUUGGCCGAGUCCACGAGAAAAUUCAACACGUCAGGCACGGGGUGCCUCCGGAACAGAUGGGAGGCACCAAACUCGAAAAUAAUGGCUCCGGGCUCAAGCAGUUCUUCGACUACUUCAAAGAAGAGCUCAAGGAUCAGGCGAAAGGAAACCCGCGCAACAAAUUGUGA